Molecule: messenger RNA, 8464 nt
Organism: Dinoponera quadriceps
Lineage: Eukaryota; Metazoa; Arthropoda; Insecta; Hymenoptera; Formicidae
Exons: 12
Coding region: 1310-6475 (1721 amino acids)
Molecular function (GO): protein binding
Source: RefSeq, a predicted model, not a curated record
CGGAUUCGCCACACGAUUCCUCAGUGAGACGCGCGGCUGGCUGCCGCGAGCCACGCGCGACGAUUAAUCGAUAUAUUCGUCCGAUCGAAUACCCGAUAUCGAUUCCCGAACGAAACACGAAGAGUCAUCUGCGUGCGUGAGACGCGCUCAGCCGGAGAGCGAGGAAAAAUUUCUCGCUUUCGAGUCCGCUGCUGGAGGAAGGUCGGAGGAGCGGAAAAUUGGAUCUGCGAUUUCCACGGAGAUUCGUGUGUCAAACUGACAUCUCUCGUCGAUCGUUACCGAUCGCGUAUGUUAUCGUCUCGUUACUAAACGCCGCUGGAAACGUAUUAUACGGAGACGCGUUAUAAAUAGACCGGGCAAAAUUUCACCAAGGUUCGAACGGGAGUUACGCGCUUUCAUCGAGCGCGCGCUCGCAUGCAUCAUCGAGACGUAUUUCAUAACGCGGCCAGUGGUACAGACAGCGGUGUGGUAUCAUUUCGCGAGCAGCCGGACUCGUCGUCCGCUCCUGCAAAUUACAAGCGGCGUGCUGGAACGCGCGGAAGAUGGAUCGUCCGCAACGCGAGAUGUGAGACCGCGCCUCCGUCUUUGCGAAGAGGAAGAAAGAGGCCUCGUCGUCCCGCGAAUUCUGACAGGCUGCCAAGUCGCGUCGCGCGAGGUCGCGUUACAUAAGCGCAACCCCGCCGAUCGCGUUGAUCAUGUGACCAAUGCGAUUCGGCGACGGAGAGCGCGUGUAUUCACGCUCGCUCGGAAAACGGUACCGCUGCAGGUUUGAAUCGGGGCUGAUCGAGCGGACGGGCCGAGCGGGAUUCUCAAUCAUGCGACCGUUCGUUCCGCUUGCGUCUCGCCGAUCGUGAACCGCUUCUCGGACGACGCUUGCGUGAGGAGACCGCGUCUCGGUGCUGUGAACUUGGUGCGCGAAUCGUGUAAUUGAAAACUUUUUAUUAACUGAUCUAUAUAUAUAUAUAUAUAUGUGUGUGUGUUAAAUCGCAUUGUUAGAAUGUAGAAGAGAUUUCGAGGUACAAAAAAUCGCCUCGUCUGGGAGCAAGGAUUGGCCGGGUGAACGGCACGUGAGCGAGCGGGCGCUUCGGCGAAACGAGACAACGGUCUCCACACUGAGGAACCCAUAAAAUUCAGCGAGGCAAGGCCCGUUAAGAAGUCAGACGACGAACCCGCCCGGGACGUGGAAUUAAUCGGGGCGAUCGAGCGAGUGGUUUUUCCCGCAGAUUACAGGAGCAAGCGAGAAAGGGGGAGAGAGAGAGAGAGGGGGAGAAGAAGAAGAAGCGAGAGAAAGAGCAAGAGAACCGGGACCAUGAAGAACGCCCAUCCGAUCAUCAGCGCGACGGCUUCCAGUCCGGUCGGUCCGGAUUCCACGGACCUCGGCGAGCCGAUCAUCCGGCUGAAGCUGCAGAAACCGCUGCACUGGGAGUGGGAGCUGACGACGUCCGCCGACGCGCUUCCCGUCAUCCAGCUGUUGGACAAGGACGGCCGGCUGUUGGUGGAAACCACCGGCAGAACGGCGCAGCGAGCCAGAGGCUCUUUCAAGGAAGGCCUGAAGACGCACGAGCAAUUCCCCGUCGACGAGUCCGCAAGCUCGGAACAACCGCCGACGCCGUCGUCAUCGACGACAUCGUCCUCCGUCGUGCCAUUUGCAGGUAACCGCAACAUAGACGGCUUCAGCAGCAAAUUCGGCACGUGUAACUUCGCGCCGAGGAGAUCCAGGAGCGACGUCGACGUCAAGGAGAGACGCGACAGGAGGAGGCGCUCACCAGUGGAGGACUCGACGAUGAAGGCGAAGCUCGAGGGGAACGUCGAAGGGACGACAACGGGGCUCAAGAGAUACUCCGUAGGGGAUUACCUACGGCAACAGAUCAUGGACGACUUACGUACACGGAGCACGGUCGGCAAGAGCCCAGAGGAGAUCGCCAAAGACAGGUGCAGGAAGGUCAAGGCGUACUUGAGGAGCCAGAGCGAGACCCUGCUGAAUCUGGUGCGUGAAGAAAACGAGACGGCGGACGUUAAGACCGAAUCGCUGAGGAAGAACGCCGAGAGUCGCAGAUUGAAGAGAAGCGACACGGCGGAGAAGAAAACGACGGAAGAAAAGCGAAGAGCGAAGCCGUAUCUGCGCACCCGGAGCGCCGUGGUACCGCCCGAAGGGGACCGCGAGCCGAUAAAGGACGACAUGAACGAGGAGGAGCUGGCGGAGAUUCGGGCGUUCCUGCGCGAGAAGAUACAGCGGCGGAUGAAUAUGGAACAGGCCGUUCCCGCCGAGCACGCCGGUAUCAGGAAGAGAUACUCGGACUACAGUCACGGGAACGAUCGUGGGAACUACAGGACGCGAAAGGUGCGCAGCGAGACCAACAUCAUCCGAUUCGAUCCCGAAGUGCUCGAGAGGGAGAGACUAAAGUCCUGCGGGCAACUGGAGAAAGAGAGGCCCACGAAGGGAGUAUCCCCGGAAGAUCCGUCGCUCCGGGGACAAUCGCGUAACUAUCGGCGAUCGGGCAGCGACGUAGCCCUGCUCGAAGCCGCGGAACCGGACGAUCGAUCCAAGCCGCAGUUGAAGAGAGAAUCGUCGAGCUUGGAGAGGAGGAAGCUCUAUCGGAAAACCAAGAGCGACGUUUUGCUCGGACAAGCCAACGCGGAAUCCGCCCGGGACCUCGGCAAUCCCCCGAGGCGCAUAAAGAGCCAGGAGAACGUCGAAAGAUCCUGGAGGGAGUACAAAGAGAGGAAGAGGAACGAGAGGCUCCGCAAAGAGUCGGAGAGAGAAGUGCCCGAGGAGGACUUUAUGAGUAAGCCGAGGUGGAAGGACCUGCAACGCGAUCUCUGCUCUUCACGGGGCUGCAAGGUGUGCCAGAACCUGCGGAACUGCGUGGACCCGCUUCAUCAGUCUCGUCGCGCGCCCCACCGCGAGGACGAGACCGCCGACUCGUCGAAGGUCCAAGUGAGAGAUCGCGGCAACGACAUCGGCAGCGUGUCCGCGAUGAACGUCAAUUCCCCGGACUUCGGCUACAAUUCGAUCCCGAAGAGCGCCUUCAAGGACUACCGGGAGCUAUACGCUCGCUCGAACGUGAAGAAAAGCGACACCUUCAAGAUCAUCGACGGCAGCGAGGAGAUGGGGGAACGCGCGGAACACUCUGACUCGAAGAUAAAUGCCGACGUUUCCGACAGCGAUCUCGGCUAUCUGAACGGCGAGGGCUCGCUGGCCAACAAAUCGAACGAAGACAUCACCAGGGAUUACUUCAAGAGAGUUUACGAGCUGCUCAAGAGGAGGCAGGAGGAGACGCGAAAAUCAGCGGACGGAGGCGGCGAGUUUCCGGGCCACGAUGACUCUUCGUCCUCGAAUUACGUCGAGGAGAUACAGAGGAAGAGGCAUCGCCGCCGCAGAAGAGACAAAAGCCCGCAAGGCGAGGAAGUGGUGACGGUGCCGUCGAGCAGCGGCGGCCAAGAGGGCUGGAAGGUGCAGCGGCUGUCGGUGAGCAGCACCGAAUCGCCGCAAUCGAGCAAUCGUCGCCGCGGCUGUCGGUCGCAGAUCGUUUCCGGCGGCAAGAGGAACCGACCGGCGCCACCCCCGCCACCGAUAUCCUGCAGAGUCAAUGCCAAGGACGUCGACAGAUACUUCGACUGGCCGAAUAAGGAGAACACGCCCGGGAAUGCCGUGAACCGGCGCGAGGACGAGCAAGUCGCGCAGCAAGCCGCGAGCGAGGAGUCGACGAUGGGCUCGAAUUUGAGCAGGCACAACGGAAAGGGCCUCACCGGCCGGCGCACCCAGUCCUCCGGGAAUCUCUGCGAACCCAAGGGCAAGCUCAACAGCAUGGGGAAGAUACUGGUGCCCUGCUCCAGCGCGCAGAGGGAGAGGUACAAAUUUUGCGGCUCGCUGCCGAAUCACCUGGACGAUAAGGAUGCGAUGGAGGACGAUCGCCGAGACAACAACAACAUUAUGCCCGAUAAUAUCGGCGGGAAUUUCGGCGGCACGUUGCCGCACAAGAAGCGAUCGUUAGGGGUGCACUUCUCGGACAGCGGGCCGACCGGCACUCUGGACCUCGUUAAACAUCGAUCGCAGGAUUCCUUGGACGAGAACGAUCCUUGGAGGUACCAGCAGAGCGAUCUCGACCUGGUGCGAUGCCGUCACGGUAACUUCGACUCGGUGAAGAGGAACCGAAGCGCCGACACGGUGCUCGGCGACUCCGGCAGGAGAUACGGCCGCGGCGUGGAGGACAGGUGCCACCGGAACGCGGACCUCGACCUGGUCGGCACGCUGCCCAAGCGCAAGCAGGACACCAGGAAUAGCGGCAGGAGCCUCGGCUCGAAUUCCUCGUCCUCGCAACCGUGCAUCGUGAUGAACACCGCCAACGACGGCAGCGGCGGAGCCGGCGAUGACGACGACGACCUGCUGAUGAAGAUGCUGCACAAGCCCGACUGCGAGCUGCUCAAGCAUCGCCAACAGUUCGGCAAGUGCGUCGACUUGAAGCUGAGUAAGCUGGCGAGCGGCGGAGAGCCGCAGGACCAGGGUUACGCAUCGGAGCGCUCGCCUGAAGACGAGCAUCCACCUUCGUUGCCGGGACAACCGUUUCCAAGCGUAACGCCAGAGAGCACAUUCCGAGUGACGCUGCAGAAGAGCAGUCGCGGCCUCGGCCUGAGCCUCUCCGGCGGCGGUACUGCCGGCCCGGUCAGGGUGAAAAGACUCUUCCCGCAACAACCCGCCGCCCUAUCCAACAAACUUCAGUCCGGCGAUAUAUUAUUGGCGGCCAAUGGGAUCCCGCUGACCGGCCUCACCAAUUAUGAGGCUCUCGAAGUUCUGCGUACGACGCCCAGCACGGUCGAGUUGGUGGUGUGUCGGCUUCCAGGAGAUAGCAAUGUCACACCACCCGGCGCACCACCGCCACCCCCGGCAAGACGUGAGCCGCCACCGCCGCUACGUAUACUCAACCCUCUGCCGCCCCUGCAGAUCGAGCCCUGCGGCGAAUUCGAUAUCGAGAUGACGAAGGUCGGCGGCAGCCUCGGCUUCACCCUCCGGAAGGCGGACAGCAGCGCCCUAGGCCACUAUGUGCGAGCGCUGGUGCGGGAGCCGGCGCUCAGCGACGGCAGGAUCCGGCCGGGCGACAAGAUUGUCGCGGUGGAUGGCGCACCGUUGUCACCGAUGACUCACGAGGAAGCGGUCCAGCUCCUGCGGCAAUGCGGCCCGACGGUGAAGCUGCGGUUGUACCGCGAUCUGGCGCAGACCCCGGUCUCGGCGCUAUCGCCCACCGAGCCUGAUCAUCCUCUCCGUCCACCGCGAACGAGCUUGAGACAAGAAGCCGUGGAUAUGCUGUGUGAUUUAGCGGUACGAAAGCUGUCACCGGGUACGUCGAGCGGAUCCAGCUGCAAGCAACAAUCGCCCGGCGCAUCUUGCAAUUCCCCCCGAAGGCUGCGCCGACUGGCCACGCGCACCCCUACUGCCGAAACCGAUCAAGAAAGCCCGGAGAAGUCGCACGAAGCCGUGCAAACGGUGUCGACGGCCAGCCAAGCGGAGACGUCGGACUCGGACCAGUGCUCGAUACGGACGCAGAUCACCAAUUCCCAGGCGAACACACCUGCGACCGACAUAAUCGAUCCGCCGCCGCUCUACGACGUCUGCGACGAGACAUGCGACGGUUCAGCGACGAGACGGUCCAGCAACGGCGCCGCGGCCAGACCGAGUUUCCUCGACCUUUCGGCGCCGCAGGGCAAGCCGCACUUCCAGUUCUGCAGCGUCGACUCGGACGGUGAGUACCCGGAGGACGGCGUCAUCCUCGCCGAGGCGGAGCACGGCCGGCUGGCUGAGCCGAGCUACGACGACGAGCGCAGCGUGAUGAUACUGUCGAGCGACGACCACGACAACGACCUGCCGUCCGAGCCGGCCUCGAUGCCGCCGGUGCUCUCGUCCACCAGCAGCACCAGCACCGCCGCCUUCAGCUACAAGAAUCCGGCCUAUCAGAGCGCCAAUCCGGCCUGUGGCACCAGCAGCGACCCGGCCGGCUCCAAGAGCAAGGCCACGCACUCCAGCGACCAGGACAUACCAGGAAAAGUUUUGGGAACCGACGACCCGGGCGGCAGCAAAGGGCUAUUGAAGUGGAAAGGCGUGAUGUUCGCCCCGGACGACGAGGUGGAUCGGACCAAGCACGAGGAGGAAGCCGGCAAGGACGUUACGGAUGCGGUCGCUCCCGUCGAAGACCUUGAACAAGGCAGCGAGGUGUUCAUGGUGGAGCUGACGCGUGGGUGGAACAGUCGGCUGGGCUUUAGCUUGCAGCCGGAAGGGAAUCGUACGGUGAUAUCGGUCGUGCAUCCCGACAGCGUCGCGGCCAAGGAUGGCAGGCUUAAGCAGGGCGACGUCUUGAUGAUGGUUAACGAGGAGAGCGUGGAACACAUGUCGACGGCUGAUAUAAUAGACCUGUUACGCAAGAUACGCGGCUCGAUCGGCAUCACCGUGAUGAGGAAAUCCAAACGAGAUAAUGUAACGUGACGCUAGUCCGACUUGUGAUCGAAAUGUGUUUCAUAGGGAAAAUCAUAAAAAGAAGGAAGAUCUGGUCGUUAUAUUCCUUAUCGGCGGACAAUGACGAGUUCAAGUUCAGGCAUGAGUCUAACGAGAAGGAAGGGAGGCAGAGUAAGUAAAUCCGUCACCGUCAGCGACGAAGAUUACGGAUUGUAUCCGUGAAGAAGCGGGAUAAUCUCGUUGUAUUUGGAAUGGCAAUGUGAAUGCCUGUGCGAGGAAAAAAGAAAGAGGAUCGUCUUGGUCAAUUACAAAAGACUGCCGUCGAAAAAUGCGACGCGGUGAAAACGCCAUCCAGAUAAUUUUCGGAUGAUCACGUCGGCUGAAGAUAAGCGGUCACUUAUUCUCGCGGGAAUCCUCCGGUACACCACAGAGAUUUACUCCCGUAUUAAUAGCAGUUACUUGAAACUCAAGUUUCACGUGAAACAUUCAAAUUUUAAUUUAGAAUUAGACGCGCAAGUUUUUCAGUUGAAUCACGGUUACAAACGUAAUGUUACGCAUAUCAUAUAAUUCGGCUGAAAAACUUAUCUAACUUUGUAUUCAAAUCUGAAUAUCUUUGAGUGAGACAAGUCCCAAGUAACGCCUAUUAAUACACAGAAAAAAAAGUUAAUGUCAAUUUAAGAUAUAAGUAUAAGCAAAAAUAUAUAAUUUUAUAUAAAGAUGAAAUUUGCUCUUACAUGAAGAAAUUCUAUAUAGUUUCACAAAAAAUAUAUUCAUGUUACUCAAGAAUAACUUUCAUGAGUUAAAAGGGAAAAAUAUUAGACGCAAAAAGAACGACAUCUUCAAACUAAGGAUUAUAUCAAUUUAAAAAUAUAACAUUUUUUUUCAAUUCAAUAUUUUCUUCCUCUUCAUUCAUAAAAGCUAUUCUUGAAUGACAAGAAUAUGAUACUUUUAACGGAACUGUAUAAAAUUUCUUCAUAUAUAAGCCAAUUUUCUUCGUAUAAGAUAAUAUAUUUUUACUUAUACACUAUAUGAGAAUAUGAAUCUUGAAUUAAUAUUGAUUUUUUUUCGUGUGCACGGGCUUUGCAGUCGAAGGACAUCGUAGAUGUUACCUUGGUUGAGUUUUCAGUCGCGCGGCUUAAUUUCCCGCGAAUCGGUAUUAUUCACGAGUUACACGUUAGAACCAAUAUUUUAGCGUCGCCUCGUAUCGGCCGUCACGUCGGAAGGACGUCCGAUAUGUUCAUCGAAUGACGAUAGAUUGCGCUUGUUGAUAAUAUUUCUUGACAAUUUCCGACGAAAUAAGCUCUUGAUAAGCUCGAUAACCUCUUACUAUUGAUGCGUAUUCGCCCGAUGACAAAUACAGUAAUCAAACAGUCAAUCAAAAAGUCCGAUUACGGGAACGCAAUGUCGUGAAGAGAUGAACUCGAGCAGUGCGGAUCGAUCGAUUACUCGUCGAAUAAACAAUUUCGUUUCUUUCGUUUAUGAGACUGCGACAGAUAUAUAUAUAUAUAUAUAUAUAUAUAUAUACAUACGUGUGUAUAUAACUGUAAAGAUCACAGUUUUUAAUAUGUUCGCGAGCGUGUAAAAAGAAAUUCCUCCGAGAGUUAGUAGCACACCCUACAUAUCCUUGUAAAUCGCCUAUUCUAUCAAUAAUUAUCCGAUAGAAAGUAUACGCGCGUAGUUCUACGACAAAUGAAUUUAAAUAACAGAGCUAUCCUUAAGGGAAUUCGGAGCUUAUAGUGUUAAAUUUUAUUUUCCCCCUGGGUAUACAUAAAACGUCGUUUAACUUAAGAUUAAUGUUAAAGUAAGACCCCAAACAUUUGCCACGAAAAUGCGCAACGGUAAUCCCAAUUUUCCUUCGAAGGUACAACGUUGCUGAAACAGCUGUUGCGUACACACUAUAUUUUUAUUCCACAAAACGUAACUUUUUACGAAGAGAAAGGGAGCUUGAUAUCUACUGUAUCGCGAGUUUAUAUAUAUAUAUAUAUAACACGAAAAUACGAAAUAAAUUUAUUCUACGUG